AUGACCGGAGUAGACGAAAUAUUGAACUAUCAAAGGAAUCCCGAUGAUGACUUCUACGGGUUGCUGGGAUGUGAUGAAAACUCAUCUGUAGAGCAGAUAAUUACUGAAUACAAAGUAUUAGCUCUGCAAUAUCAUCCUGAUAAGAAUGAUGGCGACAAGGAUGCAGAGGCAAAGUUUCAGAAGUUAAAGGAAGCCAAAGAGACUUUGUGUGAUCCAUCUAAGCGGGCACUCUAUGACAAGUGGAGGCAGAGUGGAAUAUCCAUGGGCUACAAACAAUGGCUUGGUAUGAAGGAACAUAUUCAACAAUCAAUGCAUUGGUCCAAACCAAACACCAAGGACCGAAUGUUAGAGGAUGAAUCUGAUCGCUCUUCAGGACCUUCCAGCUUGGGGCCCACAAAUGCAGCAACUCGUCGAGCUUCUGAGGGAGGUGCUGCACUAUGGGGACGCUGGGGAACUGGUAACCAAGAGCCACCUUCUGAAGUCAUUUCCAAAUUCCGGAACUAUGAAAUC
Messenger RNA from Brenthis ino (lesser marbled fritillary), 510 nucleotides. NCBI's taxonomy places the organism in Eukaryota, Metazoa, Arthropoda, Insecta, Lepidoptera, Nymphalidae. The record is from the annotation of a GenBank genome assembly.